Messenger RNA from Candoia aspera, 5082 nucleotides. RefSeq names its product zinc finger protein 850-like. Gene Ontology annotation, molecular function: RNA polymerase II transcription regulatory region sequence-specific DNA binding; DNA-binding transcription factor activity, RNA polymerase II-specific. Lineage: Eukaryota; Metazoa; Chordata; Lepidosauria; Squamata; Candoiidae. Gene Ontology annotation, biological process: regulation of transcription by RNA polymerase II. The record is from RefSeq and is a predicted model, not a curated record. Gene Ontology annotation, cellular component: nucleus. The transcript has 4 exons. Bases 316 to 5067 code for a protein of 1583 amino acids.
AGCAGGAGGUCACAAAUGGAGAUCAUGUGACCAUGGGAUGUAGCGCUGCAUGGGAUUUGCCUAAUGGCGGCAACUGGGACUGCUGCAACUGCUGUCAUAAGUCAACGUGGUCACAUGAUAUUGCGCUUUAUGACCGUGUUGCUUAGUGACGGAGUUGCUGGUCCCAAGUACCAUCGUUAAGUGAGGAUUACGUGUACUCCUUUUAUUCCCACAAGAAGUACUGGAGUACAUAAUUAAAAAGGUAAUGAAAAAUUUAAAAGGGUUGAAAAUAGAAGUGGUAAAACAUAAGCUGAAAUUUGUUUCCUUGUUCAAAAGAUGGUGAGGUUUGAGGAUGUGGCCGUGCAUUUCACAAAAGCAGAAUGGGCUUUGUUGGGCCCGAAAGCAAGAGAGGUGUACAGGGAUGUCAUGCUGAAGACCUAUGAGAAUAUGGCCUCUGUGGGACUUUCUUCCUCAAAGCCAGAUCUAAUCUCUUGUUUAGAGCAAGGGGAAAUCCUGUGGGAAUCUAAUCAGCAAAGAGAGAUCCCUUCUGGACCCUGUUCAGGGCCUGAGCAAGUGAGUGAGAAGGAAGAGACCUCCAUUCGGUCAGAUGGUUUGGCAUUGGAGGAACCGAAGGCAGUGAGGUUGCGGGGACCUCAGAAGACUCCUUUGACCUGCAAGAAAAAUGGGGAGAGCACGGAGAUGUGGCCGGGAACCAGGAGGCCACAAAGAAAACACCUUAGGAAGCAAAAGGCAAAAACCAUUCCUAGCAAGAAAAGUCAAGUCCCAAGGAAAUCUCUCUGGAAUAAGAGGCUGAAGAACAGCUCUGCUUCCCAAGUGCCUAACAGAAAGAGAUCAGAAAAAUGUGCAACCUGUGGCAAAACCUUCUGCAAUAACACUUACCUUGUCAUUCAUAAGCGCUGCCAUACAGGAGAGAGGCCUUACAGAUGCUCUGAGUGUGGGAAGAGUUUCAGCUCCUCAUCAAACCUCCUUUCUCAUGGGAAAAUCCAUAGCGGAGAGAAACCCUAUCAGUGCUCAGAUUGCGGGAGAUGUUUCCUAUGGAACCGAGACCUUCGAAAACACCAAACUGUCCACACCGGGGAGAAGCCACAUGCCUGUACUUACUGUGGAAAGAGGUUCAGGAGCAAAGGGCAUACGGUUAGACAUGAAAGAAUCCACCGAGACGCCAGGCCCUUCAUGUGCUCGGAAUGUGGGAAAGGAUUCAGGUGCAAAGAGCAUCUUGUUCUUCACAAGAGGAUUCAUACAGGAGAGAAGCCCUACGAAUGCUCAGACUGCAGGAAGCGUUUCAGUUGUGUAGGAAAUUUUCGCAGACACAAGAAAACUCACGGAGGAGAGAAACUGCAUGUAUGCUCAGACUGCGGGAAAAGUUUCACAAAUAAUGCAGCCCUGAAAUUACACAGAAGAGUCCAUACCGGUGAGAAACCUUAUCACUGUUCAUUCUGCAAUAAAAACUUCAGCUGCAGUUCAGGCCUUGUAAGUCAUAAGAGAACCCACAGCACAGAAAAACCCUAUAAAUGCCCAGAAUGUGGAAAAGGUUUAAGUCAAAAAGCUUGCCUUAAUAAGCAUAUGAAGCUGCAUAAGCAUCAGUGCUCCGAUUGUGGGAAAAUGUUCAGCCAACUGGCACGCCUCCAGCUGCAUAAAAGGAAACAUACAGGUGAAAAACCAUUUGAAUGCCUGUGCUGCUUAAAAGGCUUUGAUCGUAGGUCUGCCCUGAUGAUUCACGAGCGAAUUCAUACAGGAGAAAGACCGUACGUAUGCUUAGAGUGUGGGAAAAGCUUUAUACAAAACUCCAAGCUUGUCCGUCAUGAGAGAAUCCACUCGGGAGAGAAACCAUUCCAGUGUUGGGUUUGUGGGAAAAAAUUUAUCAACAGGUGUGGUCUUACAGCGCACAGAAAAAUUCAUGAGAGAGAGAAAGCGUUUCGCUGUUCACAUUGCGAGAGAAGCUUUGGGCAGAGAUCACGGCUGAUGAUGCACGAGAGGAUCCCCACCGGAGAAAAGCCAUACAAAUGCUCGGAAUGCGGCAAAAGCUUUACUUGGAAGAACUCCCUGCAGGCUCAUCAAAGGACCCACCAUGGAAAGAACCCCUACCAGUGUUCUCUAUGUGGCGAAACCUUUAGCAAGCGCAACACCCUGGUAAAUCACAAGAAGACUCACACAGGAGAGAAACCGUAUGAGUGUCCAGAUUGUGGGAAAAGUUUCAACCGGAAUUCCCGCCUGGUGAUACACCAGAGGACUCACACAGGAGAGAAACCACAUGAGUGUCCGGAUUGUCAGAAAAGUUUCAGUUGGAAUUCUGAGCUGGUGAAACACCAGAGGACUCACACAGGAGAGAAACCAUAUGAGUGUCCAGAUUGUGGGAAAAGAGUAAGUUCUAAAUCUGCCCUGGUAACACACCAGAGGACUCACACAGGAACGAAACCCCAUCACUGCCUGGAUUGCGGAAAAAGUUUUAUUCAGAAAUCUGGCCUGGUGAUACACCAGAGGACUCACACAGGAGAGAAACCGUAUGAGUGUCCGGAUUGUGGGAAAAGAGUAAGUUCUAAAUCUGCCCUGGUAACACAUCAGAGGACUCACACAGGAGAGAAACCCUAUCAGUGCCUGGAUUGUGGAAAAAGUUUUAUUCAGAAAUCCGGCCUGGUGAUACACCAGAGGACUCACACAGGAGAGAAACCGUAUGAGUGUCCAGAUUGUGGGAAAAGAUUUAGUUUGAAGUCUUAUGUGGUGAUACACCAGAGGACUCACACAGGAGAGAAACCACAUGAGUGUCCAGAUUGUGGGAAAAGUUUCAGCUCCAAAUCUGAGCUGGUGAAACACCAGACAACUCACACAGGAGAGAAACCAUUUGAGUGUUCAGAUUGUCAGAAAAGAUUCAGUUCAAAAUCUGAGCUGGGGAAUCACCAGAGGACUCACACAGGAGAGAAACCCUAUCAGUGCCCGGAUUGUGGGAAAAGAUUUAGUCGGAAUUGCCACUUGUUGAUACACCAGAGGACUCACACAGGAGAGAAACCGUAUGAAUGUCCAGAAUGUGGGAAAAGUUUCAGUUCAACAUCUGGCCUGGGGAAACACCAGAAGACUCACAUAGGAGAGAAACCCUGUCAGUGCCUGGAUUGUGGAAAAAGUUUUAGUCAGAAUUCCAGCCUGGUAAUACACCAGAGGACUCACACAGGAGAGAAACCACAUGAGUGUCCGGAUUGUGGGAAAAGUUUUAUUAAAAAUUCCCAACUGUUGAUACACCAGAGGACUCACACAGGAGAGAAACCGUAUGAGUGUCCAGAUUGUGGGAAAAGUUUUAUUAAGAAUUCCCAACUGUUGGUACACCAGAGGACUCACACAGGAGAGAAACCACAUGAGUGUCCGGAUUGUGGAAAAAGUUUUAGUCAGAAUUACCAACUGUUGAUACACCAGAGAACACACACAGGAGAGAAACCAUAUGAGUGUCCAGAUUGUGGGAAAAGUUUCCAUGGGAAGUCCAACCUGGUGAAACACCAGAGGAUUCACACAGAAGAGAAACUGUAUGAGUGUCUGUAUUGUGGAAAAAGUUUCAGUCAGAAUUCCUACCUAAUGCUACACCAGAGGAGUCACGCAGGAGAGAAACCAUUUGAGUGUCCAGAUUGUGGGAAACGUUUCAGCUGGAAGUCCAGCCUAGUGAUGCACCAGAGGACUCAUGCAGGAGACAAACCGUAUGAGUGUCCAGAUUGUCAGAAAAGAUUCAUUUCAAAAUCUGACCUGGGGAAUCACCAGAGGACUCACACAGGAGAGAGACCAUAUGAGUGUCCGGAUUGUGGGAAAAGUUUUAGCCAGAAGUCCUACCUGGUGAUGCACCAAAGGACUCACACAGGAGAAAAACUGCAUGAGUGUCUGGACUGUGGGAAAAGUUUUAGUUGGAAAGCCUCUCUGGUGAUGCACCAGAGGACUCACACAGGAGAGAAACUAUAUGAGUGUCUGGAUUGUGGAAAAAGUUUCAGUCAGAAUGCCAGCCUGGUGAGUCACCAGAGGACUCACACAGGAGAGAAACCGUAUGAAUGUCUGGAUUGUGGGAAAAGUUUCAGUUGGAAGUCCAACCUGGUGACCCACCAGAGGACUCACACAGGAGAGAAACCGUAUAAGUGUUCAGACUGUGGGAAAAGUUUCAGUAAGAGUUACGACUUGGUGAAACACCAGAGGACUCACACAGGAGAGAGACCGUACGAGUGUCCGGAUUGUGGGAAAAAAUUUAGUUGGAAGUCCUCUCUGGUGAUGCACCAAAGGACUCACAGAGGAGGGAAACUGUACAAGUGUCCAGAUUGUGGGAAAAGUUUUCGUUGGAAGUCUGACCAGGUGAAACACCAGAGGACUCACACAGGGGAGAAACCAUAUGAGUGUCCAGAUUGUGGGAAAAGUUUUAGUUUGAAGGCUUAUCUCGUUUUUCACCAGAGGACUCACACAGGAGAGAGACCGUAUGAGUGUCCAGAUUGUGAGAAAAGUUUUAAUUCGAAGUCCAUCCUGGUGAAUCACCAGAGGACUCACACAGGAGAGAGACCAUAUAAAUGUCCAGAUUGUGGGAAAAGUUUCAGUCAGAAUUCCAGCCUGGUGAUGCACCAGAGGACUCACACAGGAGAGAAACCAUAUGAGUGUUUGGAUUGUGGGAAGCGUUUCAGUGUGAAUUCCCAUCUUGUGAGACACCAGAGGACUCACACGGGAGAGAAACCGUAUGAGUGUCUGGAUUGUGGGAAAAAUUUCAGUCGGAAUUCCCACCUGGUGAAUCACCGGAGGACUCACACAGGAGAGAAUGUUAUGGGGGGCUCGGGUUCCGAGUCCAUGGGGGGUUCAGGCCCAGAGUCUGAGUCAGACGACGAGGACGGGCGGCCAGCCUCCGACAUAGAGUCGGAGGGCGAGCAGACAGCUCCAGAUAAACGACCGCCUGAGCAGUCAGAGGAGGUGGGGCUGGUCAGUGAGCAGCGGUCACAGGCACCGCUGAUUGGUGAGGACGAAGGCUCAGAGCUGCCGUCCCCUCGCGGUGCUCGCAAAGGGAGCAGAAAGGAGGGAGGAACAGCAGAGCUUGGUGAGGCUACACGACUCGUGAUAAAAUAGCCCCGCCCUCCUAAA